AUGAAUUAUAAAACCUUAGUUCUAGCUUUAGUUGCUCUUACAUCGACAGUGGCCAACGCAUCAGAUGUGUAGGCUUACCCAGGAAUCUAGUUUAGACUCGAACAAGACUUCCUCGACGUCUUAACCAAGGAAUUCUUCGAAGUACUUCCAGUUGUCAUGGAAAAGAUAGAAGCUUUAAUCCCCAAGGAGAUCACAGUUUUGAACGUGAAGGUCUCAGAUAUUACCCUUAAGGACUUCCAAAUAGAUACGGAAAGAGCUAAGUUCACCAUUGACAAGGCUAACAGAGGCAUCAGAAUGAACUGGGCCAAGCUCGUCAACUACCAGUUCCACUGCCAUGUCAGAUUUGGCAUUUUCUUCUUCAUCGCUGUUAACUGGGAUAUUGAUGUCUUCGCGAAAAAUGCUACUCUUGAUAAUGGACUCUCUAUUUUAGGAAAUGAUCACUCUGGCGCUCCAUCAGUUGAUUUCUUCGGCACUAAGAUCGAUAUUGGUUAAUCCUACUACAGAAUGAGCGGCAACUUCAUUAUGUAUCUUAUCAGCUUCUUCACAGACUUACUCCUCAAGUACCCAUUAGAGGUCCUCGUGAACUUGUUCAUUCAACCAGGCAUCAACUUCGUUAUCAAUGACGUUAUUAUUCCAUUCUUCUUCUAGGACGGAAUGAUUGAGAUCAAGAAUUUCCACUAAGGCAAUGAAACUACCAGUUUGAUGCUCGACUUCACUCUACCAGAGAACCCAUAGAUCCAUGACAACUCAAUUGACACCUUCAACGAUGGAGCUAUCUACUUCAAGAAUCACGGAGAGACAUUUAAGCCACCAACCUCACCUAUGAGGUAUCAAUUUGAAGAUUACUCAUUGCAGAUGGUCGCAUCAAGUUUCACUGUUAACCAAGUGGUUGAGACAGUACUUGAGACUGGCCUAAUUGUGCUACCUAUCGACCACAGAAUAAUUAAGGAGUUCGUUGGCAUUGACUUGACAACCACUCUCAUGCUAGUAAUCAUUCCAGAGCUCUUCUACAACUACGGUUCAAGGAGUUUGAACCUCUAAUUCACUCCAAUCUCAGGCACUGACAUCGAUUGGUCUCAAGACAACAAGACCACUGAUGCUCACAUCAAGAUGCUUGCUGACUUUAUCAUUGUGGAAUCAGAUAACUCCACCAAGCUUGCCUUCUAGGCUGUAUUGGAUAUCGAAGCAGACAUCGCUCUUAACAUUGAAGAGACCAACAAGACCGUCAACCUCCAAUUCUCAGACCUUGAAAUUCAAGGUUUCAAUGUAGUUGUAGACAAUUGCAACGUAAAGUCUGACUAGGAUAAUAUUAAGACCAGACUAAAUGCUAUAAUGGGAGCCAUUGAGCUUUCAGUAAAUCAAUUCGUGAAGGUUCUUUCUCCAAAGUUGCCCGAGUUCUAGACAUUCGACUACAAGAUUCACUUUGAUUACCAAGACCAUGGAUUUGGUACUGGCAUCUCCAUAACCCCUAAAAAAUAAUGA
This is a messenger RNA of Stylonychia lemnae, 1482 nucleotides long. The record is from the annotation of a GenBank genome assembly. Lineage: Eukaryota; Ciliophora; Spirotrichea; Sporadotrichida; Oxytrichidae.